UCAACAUUAAAAGAAAAAAAAAAGCUGAUGUUUGGCUUUCUUGAGAGCAUGGCAAGCUCAAAAUUGUUUCUCAUUCUUGUUUUUGUUCUUUUGGUCUUCAAAAAUUCAGGUACUGCCCGAGUAGAGGCAGCUCGGGCAUUUUUUGUGUUUGGUGAUUCAUUGGUUGACAAUGGCAACAACAAUUACCUGGCUACCACGGCUAGAGCUGAUUCACCCCCUUAUGGCAUCGAUUAUCCCACUCAUCGCCCCACUGGCCGCUUCUCCAAUGGCCUCAACAUCCCUGAUUUCAUUAGUCAGGAAAUCGGCUCAGAAUCCACAUUGCCUUAUUUGAGCCCACAACUCACUGGACAAAGGCUACUUGUCGGUGCAAACUUUGCUUCUGCUGGCAUCGGAAUCCUCAAUGACACUGGAAUCCAAUUUGUCAACAUUAUAAGAAUGUAUCAGCAAUUACAAUACUUUGAGGAGUACCAAAGGAGGGUGAGUGCACUCAUUGGAGCUGCCCGGACAAGGCAGCUUGUAAAUAGAGCUCUCAUUCUUAUCACCGUAGGUGGCAAUGACUUCGUCAACAACUACUACUUAGUACCUUACUCGGCAAGAUCUCGCCAAUACUCUCUCCCAGAUUAUGUCAAGUAUCUCAUUUCAGAGUACAAAAAACUCCUAAUGAGCCUGUAUGAUCUUGGAGCUCGUCGGGUAUUGGUCACUGGGACUGGUCCUUUGGGCUGUGUUCCAGCGGAACUGGCCUUGAGAAGCCGAAAUGGCGAGUGUGCAGCUGAACUGCAGCGAGCUGCAACUUUGUUUAACCCACAACUUACCCAGAUGUUGAGAGAACUUAACAGUAAUUAUGGAUCGGAUGUUUUCAUUGCAGCUAAUACACAGCUAAUGCACAACGAUUUUGUUACCAACCCUCAAGCCUACGGAUUUAUAACAUCAAAGGUGGCAUGCUGUGGACAAGGACCUUACAAUGGUUUAGGACUAUGCACUGUGGCUUCAAACCUGUGCGCAAACCGGGAUCAGUACGCCUUCUGGGAUCCAUUCCAUCCAUCAGAAAGGGCCAACGGAGUCAUUGUUCAGCAGAUCAAGACUGGCUCGACAGAGUACAUGUACCCCAUGAACCUCAGCACCAUCAUGGCCCUAGACUCCAAGAUCUAGCUAGUUAGCCCGUGACAUUCUGUUAGAAGAAAAUAAUAAUAAAUAAAUGAAAAAAAUGCCCACUUUAAUUCUUUGAAUAAUAUGUUUGCUGUGAUACAUAUGUAGAUUUAUGUUGCUUUGGCACUUGAUUCCAUGAUCAAGUAAUGUCUUUCAAUGUAAUGUUGUUCCAAUUCUUUUUUCCAAACACCAACAAAAUUUCAAUUUAUUG
Molecule: messenger RNA, 1357 nt
Organism: Rubroshorea leprosula
Lineage: Eukaryota; Viridiplantae; Streptophyta; Magnoliopsida; Malvales; Dipterocarpaceae
Source: the annotation of a GenBank genome assembly